CUCCAACUCCAACUCGAGCAGCGUCUUACAAUCCCUAAAAUCAUUCUCAUCUCUUAAAUCACUUACUUAUGAAGAUAGUGAUCUCACUGCUCCGACCACAGUUUACACAUUAAGAAAUCUGAGCACGCUGGAGUACCUAUACUUGACGGGAUCUUCUUUAAAUGACAACUUUCUCCCAAACAUUGGACAAAUGACUUCUCUUAAAGUGUUCAGUAUAGCUUUUGGUAGCAAUAAUGGCACCCUCCCUAAUCAAGGUUGGUGUGAACUCAAACACACUGAGGAGCUGGAUUUUACCGUUAAUAAUUUUGAGGGAGCACUGCCUUCGUGUCUUGGAAACAUGACAUCACUUCGAUGGUUGAGUUUUUCUGGGAAUUACUUCAUGGGAAAUAUAGCGUCACAUUCUAUUUGGAGGAGACUCACAUCACUUGAGUACCUCGAUAUUGCAGAUAACCAAUUUGAUGUUCCUCUGUCAUUCAGCCAAUUUUCCAACCAAACAAAAUUGAUCUCCUUGGAUGUUGGUUAUAAUACAAUAAUUACAGAUACUGAAUUCCAAAAUUGGAUCCCAAAUUUUCAGUUAGAGUUUUUUGGUAUCGGGGAAUGUAUAAGUCUUCACAAAUUCCCUUCUUUCCUUCACUACCAAUAUGACUUGAGGAUCCUUGUUAUAUAUGCAAAUCAAUUGGCAGGAAACUUUCCAACAUGGUUGUUAGAAAAUAACACCAGACUUGCAGCGAUCUAUGGUGACGAUAAUGCUUUCAACGGACCAUUCAAGUUGCCAUUGAAUCGUCACCUCCAUCUAGAGACGAUUGAUGUUUCUAAUAACAAACUAAAUGGAUAUAUUCCAGCAAAUAUGAGUUUAGCCUUUCCGAAGCUUACUUUUUUGAACAUGUCAAAAAAUAAUCUUGAAGGCCCUAUACCUUCCAAGUUUUGUGGCAUUCAUUUAGAAUUCCUAGACCUUUCUGUCAAUAUCUUGUCUGGAGGAGUUCCUAGUGAUCUGGCAAUUGGUUCUCCACAAUUGUUCUACCUUCGGUUGUCAAACAACAAGCUUAAAGGAAAAAUAUUUUCGGAGGAGGUCAGGCCACAUAUAUUAUCCUUUUUGUAUUUGAAUGACAAUAACUUUGAAGGACCACUACCUAGCAACAUUUUUCUCAGAUCCCUUAUUGUACUGGAUGCUAGCAGGAAUAACUUCACUGGGGAGAUUCCAAGAUGGAUUAUGGAUAAUACAAGAUUAUUACAGCUUGAUUUGUCAAAAAAUCUUCUCGAAGGUUUGAUUCCAGUUGAAAUUUGCAAUUUGAAGAGUAUAUAUGUUUUAGCUAUAUCCGAAAACAAGCUUUCAGGCUUUAUACCUUCUUGUGUGAGUUCUUUACCUCUCGAACACAUCCAUCUUGAGAAAAAUCAAUUGGGUGGUGAAUUGGGACAUGUACUUUUCAACUUGUCUUUUCUGAUAACUUUGGAUCUUGGGUACAACAAUUUUACAGGAAAUAUCCCACACACCAUAGGCUCUCUUAAUUCUCUCAACUACCUUCUCCUUAGGAAUAACCAAUUGGAAGGGCAGAUUCCAACUCAGAUUUGUAUGUUGAACGACUUAUCUAUUGUGGAUUUAUCUUUCAAUAAGCUUUAUGGUCCACUCCUUCCUUGUUUGAGUAACUUAACACAAGCCAAAAAGGAUGCACAUCUAAGAAUGGCCUAUUAUGCUACGACUUCUAGGGAUUCAUGGUUAGCCUUUUUGGGCUGGAUACGUUGGAAAAGGCACUACUACGAUCGUCAUGGACUUAUUACUACCUCAUUUUUGAUGGAUGUGGAAACUCAGGUCCAAUUUUCAACGAAAAGAAACUCAUACACUUAUAAGCGAAGUAUCCUAGAAUAUAUGUCGGGUAUUGAUCUUUCAAGUAACAGAUUAACCGGUGAAAUUCCAGUUGAGCUAGGGAACAUGAGCAAUAUACACGCACUGAAUCUAUCACAAAACCAUCUCAUCGGAAGAAUACCAUAUACCUUCUCCAAUCUACAGGAAAUUGAGAGUUUAGACCUUUCCUACAAUAGAUUGAAUGGGAGCAUUCCUGUUGAUCUACUUGAGCUGAAUUCGUUGGCAGUAUUCAGUGUUGCAUACAACAACUUAUCAGGUGCAGUGCCUGAUUUUAAAGCUCAAUUUGGAACUUUCAACAAAAGCAGCUACGAGGGAAAUCCUUUUCUUUGCGGUUAUCCAUUAGACAACAAGUGUGGGAUGAGUCCUAAAUUGUCAAAUGGAGACGAGGAAUCAUCAGAAUUGGAGGAUAUUCAGUGUUUUUACAUUGGCUUUGUUGUGUCUUAUGGAGCGAUCUUGUUGGGAUUAGCUGCAGCGCUCUGCUUCAAUCGUCAUUGGAGAAGAGCAUGGUUCAGGAUGAUAGAGGCAUUGAUGUUUUAUUGUUACUAUUUUGUGUUGGACAACAUAGUUACACCCAUCAAGAGUAGAUGGUGCAGGAAUGUUGGUUAGGUAGUUGUUAUAAAAUUUUGAUGUAUGUUUGUCAACAUUAUUAUGUUGUCUUUCUCUUUUAUCAAUACUAGAUGGAAAAGGCCCGGGGCAAGCACGGGCCCAAUAGUCAAAUUAAAAUUGUCGAAAUUUGUUCAGUGAAGCAGCUAUACACUUGCUAUGCUUCUGAAAAUACUAAUAUUAAUGACG
This is a messenger RNA of Solanum tuberosum (potato), 2653 nucleotides long. RefSeq names its product LRR receptor-like serine/threonine-protein kinase GSO2. The transcript is spliced from 3 exons. The record is from RefSeq and is a predicted model, not a curated record. The coding region runs from base 191 to 2467 and encodes 758 amino acids. NCBI's taxonomy places the organism in Eukaryota, Viridiplantae, Streptophyta, Magnoliopsida, Solanales, Solanaceae. Gene Ontology annotation, molecular function: protein binding.